CGUGUCUGGAAAUAUCCGAGGGCGCUUGAACGCGUCAGUGCCGGGACUCGCUCGACUUGUUUGCGUCAGCGGUCUUUAGCGGAGCAGCGGGGCAGGCGGCGGGGAGACUGUCUCAGUUGGGACCCAGGGAAGUGUCAGCGUCGCUCUUAAACUUUCACCAAGCCUCUCGGUUCAGCCUCCAUCCAGAUGACGGUGACUCAGGACCGGCCGAUGACUUACGCCAAAAUGAGAGGGCUCAAGUCGUUUUUCUCAGCUCUGCUCAAAGGGAAGAAAGUUGGCCUCAGCGUCUUCUUACAUAAACUCGCUUCCACCCAGCAGCUCUAUCAGCACCUAGACGCUCAGAAAAACGUGCAGCGGAAGGAAACGGAGCUGAAAACCCCUGUGAGCUCAGCGGACAUGGAAACCUCUGAGAUGAAACCAUCAGACUUUGACUACCUUAAAGUUAUUGGCACAGGUAGUUUUGGAAAGGUGCUGCUGGUGAGACACAGAGAACAAGGAGGCUACUAUGCAGUUAAAGUGCUGCAGAAACAGAUGAUUGUCAAGAGGAAAGAGCAGAAGCAUGUGAUGGUUGAGAGGAGUGUUCUGCAGAAGACGCUUCGACACCCGUUCCUGGUGGGACUUCACUUCUCCUUCCAGACGCCGAGUACCCUGUUCUUCGUGCUGGACUACGUUAACGGAGGGGAGCUUUUCUACCACCUUCAGAGGGAGGGCUCAUUUCCCGAGCACAGGUCGGCUUUCUACGCUGCAGAAACGGCCAUGGCGCUGGGUUACCUCCACUCGCUGGACAUCGUCUACAGAGACCUCAAACCAGAGAACAUCCUCCUGGACAGCGAGGGCCACGUGAAGCUCACUGACUUCGGCCUGUGCAAAGAAGGCGUGGACGUGGGCGGCACCAUGCACACGUUCUGUGGGACCCCUGAGUACCUGGCCCCAGAGGUGCUGCAGGGCCGCCCAUACAGUCGGGCUGUGGACUGGUGGGGGCUCGGCGCUGUGCUCUUUGAGAUGUUCUAUGGGCUGCCUCCGUUUUACAGCCGCAGCAAAGCGAAGAUGCUCGACAACAUCCUGCACGCUCCUCUGCGGCUGCACUGUAAGGUAUCUCCGGCUGCGCGCUCGCUGCUGAGGGGUCUGCUGGAGAGGGACGUCUCCAAGCGCCUGGGCGGCAGCCGCGACCUGGCGGAGCUGCAGGAGCACCCACUCUUCGCCUCCCUCGACUGGGACGACCUCCUGGCCAGGAAGGUUAGACCCCCAUUCAUCCCGCGGGUGACGGGUCCCUGUGACAUCAGCUACAUCGACUCUGCGUUCACGCUGCAGCCCGUCCCCUCCUCGGUGACUGAGUGCUGCCAGGCAGGUGGGGCCUGCGAGGCCUUCCCAGGGUUCUCCUUCAUGAGCCCACUGGAGCACAUGGACGCACAGCCCGUGUCAUAACAUCAUCUUCGUAUAAUGUAUUUUUUUCUAUAUGUAUUUUUAAACUCUUAAGCAAAAGGUUCUGAUGCUGACA
This is a messenger RNA of Betta splendens (Siamese fighting fish), 1498 nucleotides long. It is a transcript of the gene sgk2b, whose product is annotated as serum/glucocorticoid regulated kinase 2b. Gene Ontology annotation, molecular function: ATP binding; protein serine/threonine kinase activity. The record is from RefSeq and is a predicted model, not a curated record. NCBI's taxonomy places the organism in Eukaryota, Metazoa, Chordata, Actinopteri, Anabantiformes, Osphronemidae. The transcript is spliced from 12 exons. Gene Ontology annotation, biological process: protein phosphorylation. Bases 187 to 1425 code for a protein of 412 amino acids.